Messenger RNA from Stylonychia lemnae, 1524 nucleotides. The record is from the annotation of a GenBank genome assembly. NCBI's taxonomy places the organism in Eukaryota, Ciliophora, Spirotrichea, Sporadotrichida, Oxytrichidae.
AUGGAAAACUAGGAAUAGAGUCUUGAAGAAGUUAAGGAAGCUAUUAACCAAGAAGAAUAAGAACCAGAGAACAUUACAGAUUCUUAGAUGUAAUCUCAAAAAGAUUCUGAAUCCGAGUAGCAAAAUCAAAGCUAGCUUGACAAUUCCAAUGAAUAGAUAGACAUCAAAAUGGCAAAAGAAUUGAUGGAUCAUUAGAUAUUACCACCCGUAUUUAUUAUUCAAGCUAAGUUAUCUUGGUUUCAAAGACUACAAUCUUUCAAAGAAUAGUAAGGAUCAACAAAUGAGACAACUUAAGCAAAGAACUAAGUUGAGGUAUUGGAGGAAAAUCAAAAAAUCAAAAUCCUAGAGAAAUAUUCUCAUCUGGCAUUAAAAGAUCUUAGCAAAUGUACUAGAGAGAUUAUUCAUAAUUAUUUCGCUUGCAUUCUCAAAAACUCUGACAAGAUGUGCUUGCUUGAAAAAAUUUUCUACGAUCAGUUUAUGAAAAUUUACCCAUGUCACAACAAAUCCUAAAUAAAGUUAAAAGAGUAUCCUAGGCUAACUUAAUCAUGCAAAAGUUUUGAAACACUAUAAUAGCAAUUGAGAGAGCAUAUGAAAAAAUAAGGAGAUUAGCCGAUGAACGAGUCAGUUGAUAUAAAAUCAUUCUCACAAUAGAUAAGUGAUCAUGAAUGCUAAGGCUACUAGCAAAAACCUCAUUCAUUUUCGCACAGGGUUUGCUAGAAGGGCUACAAAGAAAUAAGAGAAAAUUCUUUGAAUAAUUUGAUCGAUUUAAAAUAUAUACAAAAUUGGAUCUACAUGCACGAAAAUCUAGCAAGACUCUUUGAAUCUGCUGUUGAAACUGAGUUUAGAGAAGAUGAUAUUCCCAUAAAUAAGCCAGAUAAACAAAAAAUUCACCCAAUAACAAAAGGAUUCUAUGAAAAGUACAGCUAGUUGUCAGAAUUCGUGAAGUAAUAGAAGGAAAAAUUGAGCAAAAGUAGCACCGUUUAAAAUGAAUUACAAAAUAAAUAACCGAAUUGCAAGAUUGCAUCUUUCAAAAAUCUGGAAGAGAGCAAAGAAUCUAAUGGAAGUUAUACUCGAACUUAUAGAAAUAUAGAUUCUAACAAAAACACAGAUGAGUUGUUAAAUUAUAUAGCCUCUAAAACCAUGGGCGAAGAUAUGAUAAAACUUUAAUCAAAAAUUCAACAAUUUAAAUAGACUUAAAAAGCUAUAUUCAGCGUCUAAAAUGAUUUUAGAAACAAAGAUCAUCUACCUUAAAGGUAGAGUGCCAAGUCAGAGGAGGAAUGUCCGUAUCCAGAGACGAUGGAAGUAGAUUUUAACGGAAAUCAAGAUUUAGGAGUAAUAACAGAUUAAAGUUAAGCUUUAGAAGAAGGAUACAGAAUCUUCUUGAGAGCAUGCAUUUUAGUAGUAACCCUAAUUAAAUCAAGUAAAAUUCCAUCAGACCAAGUCAUAGAUACUUUGAUGUCAAUAAUGGAUGAAUAUGCUGGAAAAUUACUACAAUAGAACCAAUAAAAGUAGAAUGAAGCAUGA